This is a messenger RNA of Aspergillus piperis CBS 112811, 520 nucleotides long. RefSeq lists its product as uncharacterized. The coding region runs from base 8 to 448 and encodes 146 amino acids. The record is from RefSeq and is a predicted model, not a curated record. The transcript has 3 exons. Lineage: Eukaryota; Fungi; Ascomycota; Eurotiomycetes; Eurotiales; Aspergillaceae.
GUCUGAGAUGCAAAUCAAGAAGGCCUUCCAGCAGGAGAUCAGCCGGCCCUUGGGCCGACAGAUGCUGGAGGCAUCCUUGGCGCACGCGAAUGGCUGCUCUUGCUAUCACUGGAACUACCAUGACCGCAUCAGUGGAAAAGUCAACAUCUCUCGGGUUGACUUGACUUUUGACUUGACUUCAAAGAGCAUGGGACAGGCCGUGAAGGGUGAAGCUGCUGGCUUCUACAGGCCUAACAGUGCUUAUAUCAAUGCAACCGUCUACUAUGACGACCAGCAAUACCUCCAGGGCAAUCAGAGCGUCCAGAUCUACAUGGAUGGAAGCAAAUUCAUCAUCGACUUCUUCACCACCGACCAGUCGGAGAAGCCAAUUGCGCGUAUCGUUCAGAACGCCUCGUCCUUUACCUUCCAGGGCACUGACACUGGUGACGCCACCUGGGGUACUAACUAGUGGCUGAUUCGAUGACCGCCGGGAAGAGCCAUUUGGCAUCUAUGGCAAUCAAUUUGGAGCUGACAGGGUGUG